AUGCCCAGUUCGCUCUUUGCAGACCUGGAGAGGAACGGGAGCGGCGGCGGCGGUGGUGGCGGCGGCGGAGGUGGAGAAACCCUGGAUGACCAGAGAGCCUUGCAGAUCGCACUGGAUCAGCUCUCGCUCCUGGGGCUGGACAAUGACGAGACCGGCUCCCUGUACGACAAUGAGCCCCGGAAGAAGAGCGUGAACAUGACUGAGUGUGUGCCGGUGCCCAGCUCGGAACAUGUCGCGGAGAUAGUGGGAAGGCAAGGUUGUAAAAUCAAAGCGCUACGGGCAAAGACCAACACUUACAUCAAGACCCCGGUUCGCGGGGAGGAGCCUGUCUUUGUUGUGACUGGCAGGAAGGAGGACGUAGCUAUGGCCCGGAGGGAGAUCAUUUCGGCCGCGGAGCAUUUCUCCAUGAUCCGCGCCUCCCGGAAUAAAAACACCGCUCUCAAUGGCACGGUGCCCGGGCCGCCCAACCUUCCUGGCCAGACCACUAUCCAGGUGCGGGUGCCCUACCGCGUGGUGGGGCUGGUGGUGGGACCCAAGGGGGCCACCAUCAAACGGAUCCAGCAGCAGACACACACCUACAUCGUCACGCCCAGCCGGGACAAGGAGCCCGUGUUCGAGGUGACCGGCAUGCCCGAGAACGUGGACCGGGCUCGGGAGGAGAUCGAGGCGCACAUCGCCCUGCGCACUGGGGGCAUCAUCGAGCUCACCGACGAGAACGACUUCCACGCCAAUGGCACAGACGUGGGCUUUGACCUGCACCACGGGGGCGGCGGGCCCGGCCCCGGCAGCCUCUGGAGCAAGCCUACCCCCAGCAUUACCCCCACUCCCGGUCGCAAGCCCUUCUCCAGCUACCGCAACGACAGCUCCAGCUCACUGGGCAGCGCCUCCACGGACUCUUACUUUGGCGGGGGGACCGGCGGCAGCACCAGCGCUGCGGCCACCCCUCGCCUAACGGACUACAGCCCACCCAGCCCCGCGCUCAGCUUCGCCCACAACGGGAACAACAACAACGGCAACGGCUACGCCUACCCCGGAGGCGAGGCGACCCCCUCCCCAGACUGCUGUGCCGAGCUGCCGGGCUUCGAUCCUGCGCCAGCCCCGCCGCCAGGGGCCCAACUCCUCUGGUCCCAGUUCGAACGGUCCCCUGGUGGGGGCCCCGUGGCACCGGUGUCCUCCUCUUGCUCCUCUUCCUCCGCGUCUUCGUCCGCCUCAUCCUCCUCCGUGGUCUUCCCCGGGGGCGGCGGGGGCGCGUCCCCCAAUGCCAACCUGGGGCUGCUGGUGCACCGCCGGCUGCACCCCGGCGUCAGCUGCCCCCGCCUGUCCCCGCCCCUGCACGGCGUGGGGGGCGAGCACCAUCUGGCGCGCCGGGUGCGCAGCGACCCGGGCGGCGGGGGCCUGGGGUACCCUGCCUAUGCCAACGGGCUGGGCGCUCACCUGCCCGGCCUGCCGCCGUCGGACUCGUCUGCUUCGUCUUCCUCCUCCAGUUCCUCAUCCAGCUCCUCGUCGUCCUCCUCGGGACUGCGACGCAAGGGCAGCCGCGAUUGCUCCAUCUGCUUUGAGAGUGAGGUGAUCGCAGCUCUGGUGCCCUGCGGCCACAACCUGUUCUGCAUGGAGUGUGCCAACCGCAUCUGCGAGAAGAGCGAGCCCGAGUGCCCAGUCUGCCACACCGCAGUUACUCAGGCCAUUCGUAUAUUUUCAUAAAGGCAAACACACCCACAUCCCCUCCCCCUGCAAACACACCCUCUUUUCUCUCUCCCAACCUUAUACACUCCUGAGAUCCAAGAUG
Messenger RNA from Gracilinanus agilis (Agile Gracile Mouse Opossum), 1786 nucleotides. RefSeq names its product mex-3 RNA binding family member B (gene MEX3B). Gene Ontology annotation, molecular function: RNA binding. The record is from RefSeq and is a predicted model, not a curated record. Bases 1 to 1701 code for a protein of 566 amino acids. NCBI's taxonomy places the organism in Eukaryota, Metazoa, Chordata, Mammalia, Didelphimorphia, Didelphidae. The transcript is spliced from 3 exons.